Empidonax traillii (willow flycatcher) is the source of this 627-nucleotide messenger RNA. Its product is annotated as bone morphogenetic protein 6-like. The record is from RefSeq and is a predicted model, not a curated record. Lineage: Eukaryota; Metazoa; Chordata; Aves; Passeriformes; Tyrannidae. The transcript is spliced from 2 exons. Bases 1 to 462 code for a protein of 153 amino acids.
AUGCCGCGGCGGCUGGCCUGGCUGUGCUGCUGCUGGGCGCUGCUGAGCGGCGCCUGCCGCCCCGCCGAGCCCGCGCUGCCUGCGGAGGGCGGGGAGCCACCGCCGCCCGCCGCCGCCGCCUCGGGCUUCCUCUACCGGCGGCUGAAGUCGCACGAGAAGCGGGAGAUGCAGCGGGAGAUCCUGUCGGUGCUGGGGCUGCCCCACCGCCCCCGGCCGCUGCCGCGGGAGGCGCCGGCUCCGCCGCCGGGACGGCUGACGGCGGCACCGCGCUUCAUGCUGGACCUCUACCACUCCCUGGCCGAGGGCGCGGAGGGCAGCGCGGGCGCGGAGCGGGGCGGCCGCCCGGCGCCCCCCGCCCCGCCGCCGCUGCCCAGCCCGCAGGACAGCGCCUUCCUCAACGACGCCGACAUGGUCAUGAGCUUCGUCAACCUGGGGAAUUCCUGUGAAGCUCAAAUGUCUUAGCUGGUCGGCUGAAGACCGCCUUUUCACCAGUGCUGCCAGAGCUGUGUGGCAGAAUGACACCACCUGCGAACAGCUUGACUCGUUUUAAAAAAAACCCAAUUUGUUGUGUGUUUACUCAUUUGGAGCAGGGAUAUGCUAUUGUAGUAGGAAAUUUCUUUGAGCUCC